CGGACAUAAUCAACCACAUCAUACGGAAAAGUAUGAUGACUCUCCUCUUUCUCUCCUUCGAGCACGAAAAGUGUUUUUCCUCGGGAGACAAGCCAUUUACAUUCGAGACAAGACGUUUUUCGUUGUCUCUCAAACAUCCACCAGUCCACCGGUGUUUGUCGAUCUACUCCGUGUUACCCGGCAGUAUCCCGCAGUACGUGCUUAGUGAUCGAGCGUAGAUUGUUAUUGCGAGCAUCAUUUCCUAACCCAGUUACUCACAAUUCUGUGCUUCUUAUACCGUUAUGCUCCUUCUGUUCGAGUAGUUCAGUGACGUCGUUCUUAGCAUGUGCGAAGGUUCUUUGUUAUACUUGAUAGAGAACCGUACAAAAGUGACUCAUGGUGUGAUGCAUAUCAUUCCAACGUCCAACUUCUGUCGACUGUGUCCGCACUUUGUUUUAAUUGAUCAAGGGAGUGGAGGAUGGAUGCAGCUGUUGUUUAUUGAUUCUUCGGUGUUUGCAUAUCCGAUUUUCUGCCUCACCAGCAUUAUUCGAUAGCGAUCGAGGCGAGGCAGAUACUCGAUCUCAAUGUGACCACCCAGAUGUGUGAUCGAGCGCGCAGCGCACUCUACUCGUGGUGAUCUUACGCGCAACUGAGAGCUGAGUUAAGGUUGAUGACAAAAUCAACGUCGUACUAUCGUAUCGUGCGGAUAGAAAGGCAGUGAGAAAACGGUGCGCUAGAGUGGCCUUGGGAUGUUCCGUCAUCAAACAAUGUCAAAGAACCUGUGUGUCAUGCCGUGUGUUUGUGUGUUCUAGUGGAUUGAUUGAAUGGCGUCUUAGCAUUGACGCUUGUCUAGCAUGUUACCAACCCCAAGUGAUCCACUUAUCUACUUGAGACGUCAUAUUCGUUGAAAAAAAUGUGUUUGUUCUCCUCAAUGAACUUGUGGCCCAAGCCAACAAACAUUAACCAGUGAUCUGCUUCCUAUGUAUAAUUAAAAAAAAAGCCUGUACCUUCCUCUAGAAGAAUCGCUUAUCUGCGGCAGACCUGUUGCCUCAAGUUCCGAACCCGAAGCACAACAGCUAGCAGCAGGCGGCGACCAGAAGUAAAUUCGAUUUCAGCUUGUCCAGCCGGUGCCGGUCUCUAUAGAGAAUCCACACAACGACAAACGCAUCCGAUAAGCGCGGGUCCCGGUCCCGCGGUCGCGGGUUUUCGCCGUCGAAGCCAAACGCCAGCGACGCCUAGCGCGGUGUGUGCGUGCCGUCUAUCGCAUGCGUCGUCGAGUGCAACUGUUUGUAUGUGAAUUACGGCCGAAAACUCAAACAUUUGGAAAUCGGGGCGCCUUCCACAACCAGCAAGACAUCGGGAUAUACGGACCCAGAGACCGAUGAUUCGCAGUAUCUACGCAGCCGCGCUCGUGUACUGAACCUCCUCGCACUCGAACGGUGCCCUCGCGUCCGUCUUUUACGUGUCGAAUGUCCUGUUAGUUCCUGUACGUGUGCCAAAAUGCAGAUCGAGUGGGCACCACUGAAUGUGCCGAUGAGGCGGCGGCUCGAAACCCUCGCCACGGCCUUGUGGAUGUGGUUGAUCCUGUUCGGUGAGCUCGGAAUGCUCAUCUCGUACUUUCUCAUGCUGAUCUACGGUAAUUUGUUCAUCAAAACUCUUUGCCUGAUCUACGGCUACUUCAUCUACACCGAUCGCAAGAUCACGCUUAACGGAGGCCGCGGACAAGGGGUAAAAUGGUGGCGCGAUCUUUUCUGGUGGCGACUGUACCAAAGCUACUUCCCAGCCAAACUACACAAGACGGUCGAUCUCGAUCCGAACCGGAACUACCUUUUCGCCGCCUUUCCACACGGAGUUCUCGGGCUUGGAGCAUUCAUCAACUUUGCCACCAAUGCGACGGGUUUCCACGAUAAGUUCCCGGGAUUACGAUCGCGCCCGGUGACGCUGAAUUUUCAUUUCGUGAUACCCUUCUUCCGUGAGGUGCUGCUGAGCUGGGGUCUCGUUUCCGCUAACUCGGACAGCAUCUUGAGCCUGCUGAAGGCUUCCAACAGUCCUAACCAUCCACUGAAUGCCGACGGUUUCACGGGUAAUUGUGUUGCGAUUGUGGUUGGCGGUGCCGCCGAAUCGUUGCACUGUCGGCCAAACAACUACACGCUCGUGCUACGCAAACGGAAAGGAUUCUGUAAGCUCGCCAUCCGGGCCGGCACACCGCUGGUACCGGUAAUGACCUUCGGUGAGGUCGAUCUGUUCGAUCAACCACCGAACCCACCCGGUUCGAAGUUGCGCCGUUUCCAGGAGUUUGUGAAAAACACGACCGGCAUUGCACCGGCCGCCUUCGUGGGCCGUGGUUUCUUCCAGUAUAGCUACGGAUUGAUUCCGCGCCGGAAACCGCUAAACACCGUCGUCGGAGCACCGGUAGAAGUGGAGCAGAUCGAUAACCCAACGAACGAGCAGGUCGAUGAGGUGCAUGAUCGGUUCUGCCGGGCGCUCGAUCAGCUAUUUGAAACCAACAAAUCACGCUUCAUUGCUGACCACAAGAACGUGAAGCUGGUGCUGGAGUAAGAAGCUGCAAGGAAUCCUUUGCUGGUACGAAGGAUAGACUAUAAUUGAGACUGGUUACAAAUGAUAACGAUGGAAGAGUGUACCCACGGCAAGGUACAAGGCCAUAUAUGACACUAAACCCCCCGCCCAGUGGUUCAAAUAUAGCCGAUCCAAAAGGGAACAGCGCUUCGGGGAGUUUCUAGCUAGAACGAUUAGAAAGUGAGGGGCUGGUUUACAGGUUCUUGUGGUGAUUUUUUUUUUUGUUUUUCUUCUUCAUAAGCAGCAGUAGAAAUCAUUUAUUCGUUUCGUAGAUCCAUUGUGAUGUGAGGUGUGCCAUUAGGACCGCCAACCACCAGGGGGUUUCCUAUUUGUUUCCUCUUUUCAAAUUAGUCCCCGUUUUGUGUGUUUUGCCCAAAGAAAUCCCGCCUUAUUCAUUUUUGUUAAAGAUUUAUGUAUAUCCCUAGCUUGUAAGAUGUCGUAGCCCUUUUUGCUGGGCUAUCGGUUGUGGGGGACGAGAUCGUGUAAUAAAACAAAUUUAUCAGAUCGCAUAA
Molecule: messenger RNA, 3068 nt
Organism: Anopheles darlingi
Lineage: Eukaryota; Metazoa; Arthropoda; Insecta; Diptera; Culicidae
Product: 2-acylglycerol O-acyltransferase 2-A-like
Exons: 6
Coding region: 1480-2538 (352 amino acids)
Biological process (GO): triglyceride biosynthetic process
Cellular component (GO): endoplasmic reticulum membrane
Molecular function (GO): diacylglycerol O-acyltransferase activity
Source: RefSeq, a predicted model, not a curated record